AUGCAAUCCACCACGGGACGACUCACAGCGAGCACCUCGCUGGCUUCACAUUCAGAGCCAGAGCAAAAAGAAGAAAUAUUACACGAUGACGAUCGACCCGACUCUCAUGACCCGCCCGACGCGAUUGCACGCACGCCAAUCGCCAAUUCUUGCGGCGACGAAGAAGACGACUUGUCAGCCGCUGGGAAACGCUCCGCACGGCCUCCCGAAUCAACGAACCCUUCCACCGAUCCUGCCUUCAUCCGCCGGUACCUGUCUGCUGCGCCGAUUAAGGAAAAACAGCAUCUCUCAACGCGACACGCCGCAAAUGUCAGAAAAGUCCUCUCUAGCAAAAGGGGAAGUGAAUCUCGAGCACAUCAAAUACAGCAAGAGCGUCAUAACUAUGCGGGCUCUAACGAUUGGCGCAUCAUCCUUCGCACGUUGGACGAAAAGACAAUGACCGGCCCCAUGCUGUACAAGAAGAGGCUAGAGACAGUAAUGUUACCCAAGGGCGUACUUGCCAAGUUUCACAGCAAUGCAGGCGUCUCCUUCAAGGAGAUAAUGGAGCAUACUGGUUGUCAUGUACAAGUAGCACGUGAAGUGACACAUUGCUCUAGAGUACCCGAUGCCUUUGCUGGCUUUGAUCUCCUUGGCUCAUCUUCGCAAAUUACUCGGGCCCUGAAGAUUUUGCCGCGAUAUCUGGACGUGAUGCCGGAAGAAGARAUUGUCGGAGCUCAUGUCAGCAACAAACUGGAGGACCAUGCUCUAGGACGCAGGAUAUCAUCUGAAGAGGAAAUGAAAUUGGCGAGUCUUGCGGUACCGAACACAGUCCAGGAAGAGGAGCAAGGCUCGUUUGACGUGAACGACUUGGAGCAUCUGGAGAACGAGCUCAAUGAGCAGGAAGGGUCCUCGACGCCUGUGACAAGUCCCGUGCGCUCGACUUGGACCGAAGAUCGCACACGCAAACUCAACUUGUCUGACGUGCUUGAAGAGCGCCCAAAAUCACUCGCAACCUCUUUGGAAGUUUCCGCCUACGUGGCAGAGCUAUGCCAGAGUAAGCCGCAAGAGCUCCGACGAGUCUCAUCCAAUCCGGCCCAGCGUGAUCAUGUCCGUAUGGUCAUGGAGAAACUCAUCUCUCUAUUUUCUACUCCCGGAGUCGCUUCCAUGGCUACUUCCACCACAGUCGACCUCGCCRUAAAUUUCUUGACCAAGUACAACGACUUUGCAGCUUUUCGCGCAAUGUACAGAGCACUAGAAGACGGAAAUUACGUCUUCACGGUCUCGAAUUGGAAUCGUUGCCUCGCUGCUGCAGCCAAGGCUGGCGACCUGCAUAAUUACCGCUAUUCCCUGGGGAUUAUGCUGCGGCAGAAUCUAAGGCCAGAUCCCGUCACAUGGGCCACCUUCCACGAUUUGAUAUGCCGUCGGUUUGCGCCAGAGGCUAGCAGUGUCGCGGAAAUCAUGCGGCAGAAAGGCUUGCUUUGGGAUCACCAUGCGGCUAAGCUGGUGGCGCAGAAUGCUGUCGGCAACGAUCUGGCGUCAUACAUAGCUCGAGGCGGCCGUAUUGCGACCUUCUUCAAGCUCUACGACAACCGCUUCAAUGCGGUCUAUGGCCUGGAGUCCUUCAAUUGGCUUUCUGUCGGCGCUGUAAAUCGCAUGAUCGCCGUUCUGGCCUCMGCCGGGCAGCUUAAAGAUGCCUUUGAGGUGUUGGCCGAAUUCGGCAGGAGGAACAGCGGCUGGGCCCUGGACACAGUUGGACUAAACACCUUGUUGACGUCUUCCCUGCGCGAUGAGGAUCCCGCAUCAGCUGUUUCCAUAGUGCAGCAUUUCCGCAUCGGCCGGCCUGGUGCCCUCGUUCCGAACCGCUUCACAUACAGAAUUCUCUUCACGAUAGCAUGGCGGCGGCGAUAUCACAACAUGCUGAGGGUGAUCUGGCGGUACGCUUGUGCAGCCGGGCAGGUUGACCCAAACAUCCGCUACCGUAUGAAAAGGCACUUGAACUUCUUCAUGCCGACCGAUGAUACGCCAAACUCCAGCGUGGCUAUAUGGCAUGCGGUUGCUCCAAAGUUCGCUGUUGGAAUGAGCGGUGGCUUUCGUACCGCUGAUAAAGGUGAUGCUGUUGCAGAUCAACCGGCUGUCAGUCCGCUGGAGUCACAAAUACUGCAGAGCAUAUCUAUGGGACGUCUGUCUAGAGACUCGCCUCAAUUUCACGGGCGGCGGGACUUCUUACACGGCAUCCUGGCUGAUGAUCUUGCUGAAGUGGGCAUGUCAGAGCCCGAAGUUCCAUUCGCGGAGCUCUUAGAAGCCGCAUGGAAGAAAGAUGGAGAGUGGAAAAAGCGUGAGUUGGGUCGAGUUAAGACUUUUGGCCACGGCACGUUCCAAGAGAUGUUGGACGAUGGCAUCAAAGUGCCCAUGAGAAAGGGAAAUGGGACAGUGGAGAAUCGAGCAUGGGAGGUCCCCGCCUUUCUGCGCCAGAACCUUGAUGUUGAAGAGACGGGAGAUGGGAAAGGAGAUGUAAAGUACGAGCCAAAUGUCUGA
Messenger RNA from Ramularia collo-cygni, 2514 nucleotides. RefSeq lists its product as uncharacterized. Bases 1 to 2514 code for a protein of 837 amino acids. NCBI's taxonomy places the organism in Eukaryota, Fungi, Ascomycota, Dothideomycetes, Mycosphaerellales, Mycosphaerellaceae. Gene Ontology annotation, molecular function: protein binding. The transcript is spliced from 2 exons. The record is from RefSeq and is a predicted model, not a curated record.